CAUCAACGGUGCACUGUUUCCACAUCAUAUGUCUUUGGAGAUCUGAAUUACACAGGAAUUGAUUGAUGUCAUAACAAAAUGGAUCCGGGUGGCACAAUGGUGGAACCUCCUGUGCGUCGCCUACCACCCCUUCAAGUCCUCCAUGGUACCCCAGCCCUUGAUCUUGACACCCCGCCACCAUCUCCUGGCACCCCUCAAGGAGAAUUGCUACCCACCAUUGCUACAGCAGCAGCUGCACCGGUACCGACACCAAGACUCAAAACUCGGAACACACCUCAAGGUCUACCGCAGUACUCCAAGGAGGAAAUCUCACAUAGUGUACAGAUCCUUGAAGAAUGCUUUGAGCUCUUGAAGCCACAGAACAGACCUUGCCUCCGUACCCGCGGAAGGGUAUCUUCGGCAUUCAUUCACAACAAGUACAGUGUGUCAAUAGCUCAUCAUUACUCGGAUCUGCAUGCGCUUUUGUUGCAAAGGGCGCGUCUGCAGCUCAUCAGAGACUGCAUGUACAGGGCGUCGCAGCUGCGGGAGCUGGUGACGAGCAUCCAGGGGUUGGUUCUGGCUGAACAGACUACCUUGAAAUCCCUGGAGAAUUGUGAAUGUUCAGACCCGACCACAAAACUAGAGUACUUGCCAAGGCUAUGUGAACACUUACGGAUACAGCUCAAUGAUUGGUCUUCGAUUCAACAUCAGCUGCAUUCGGACAAAUGGUUGCAAUUGCUUCUCCCGCAACUUCGCUUGGACCUUAUGAAUAUGAGCAACACGCUUUAUUACUGGAGAGACUGUGUCCUGUUGUGGUUACAUAGGUUAAUAUACACAGGUAUUCGGGUGCUAGCGUUUAACCAUGCAAGUUCCAUGUCACAAGAACUCUUGUUUAAUGUGGGACGUGGUAUGGAAGAGUUCAAUAGACUGCUAGCAAGACCUAUAGUACUGUUUGAACGUUUUUUGUUCUUGUCAUCAUCAGAAUCAUCAGAAUCAUCAAAUUCAUCAGCACAGAAAAGCCCAUUCUUGGACACAGAGGGCGCUGUUGUCUCCUGUAUGCCCUACACGUGCAAUCGUCUACUGACCAUCUUGGCAAAGGAAAGGUCACGCCCGGUCGCGAUCAGAACACUUAAUUUCCUUACAGCCAACUCCAAAUUGCUCUCUGCUGUCAAAACACCUGGUUUCUUCUUUGACUGGCAGGAGUACUUCAAUAGCUUAUCUGAAAGCUGCCCAGAUGAUACGGACAGUGAGACAGCCUCUGUAUCCUUCGCAUCAAGUAGCCCUGUAUUAAGUGCAAUGUGGGAUCUAAAGGACAACAAAGCUUUGGACCUAUCAGGGAGGAAUUCUCCCCUCAGCCAUGUUGAAAUGUAUGAGGAGGAAUUCAUUGUGAAGCUUCUUGGAGCGGUUGCAACGUCGACCAAUCUCCUGCAGAGACAGGUGGUCAAGACAACCAGGGACAAGCAGGUCGCAGUGGACCGGAAGUCAAAGGCAUCGGGGCCUUCCUCAUCUAGCAAUGGAAGCGGACUUAAGGCCCGGGACACCUCCCAACGGAAGUCAGUCCGAUGGGGCGACUCCCUGACCCAGGGGACCAGGCAACAGCUCUGUGGACUCUAUUUUGAGCAGCUGUGGCAGGAGUUUGGGGCCAACUUGGCAAAUGGACUGCAGCAGGUCCUUUGGAAGUCCAAAGGCAUGGAUCAUGUUGAUGAGGUCUUGGGUCAUGUAUCGCAGGUGGAUGACCUUGCAGCCUUAACAAUAGUUUGGGUCAUGGAGUCAUCUUGUACCAAAGAACAAAAGAAUCGUUUGUCACAAGGUGCUCUCAAGGCUAUGCACAGCCUUGCCACAUCGCUCCAACUCAGGACUGUAUUAGCCGCAUGGGAUAGAGGUAUGUGUGAAGUGUUAGCAUCGAUGCGGUCCGACAAGUGUCUCAUCUCCCACCUCAAGCCCGGUCAGAUGGAGAGCAAGACAUGUCAGCUAUUCCAACGUUCCAUCGUCCCCCUCCUGUGCUUUCUCAAGUCGAUAGAGCAGCACUCUGUUUCCUCCGGUCCUGGACAUCCUAAAGGCAAGAAUGGUCUGAACUUCCUGAUCCAUGGAGCGCAAGCCCAGGUCUCCUACUGCCAGGCUGGGGUGGUCCAGGCUCUGACCAGACUAGCGGUCAGUCUAGGAACCGCUGCCCAGUGGUGCCAGUUCAAGAGCCAGGACUUCCUUGCUAACUGGACGGUGGGCCCAUUCUUGCUCAUAUCAUAUGGGGAUCUAAGGGUGAGUUUUAAAUGUACUGUCAUGUAG
Strongylocentrotus purpuratus (purple sea urchin) is the source of this 2262-nucleotide messenger RNA. RefSeq lists its product as uncharacterized. The coding region runs from base 79 to 2262 and encodes 727 amino acids. The transcript has 5 exons. The record is from RefSeq and is a predicted model, not a curated record. Lineage: Eukaryota; Metazoa; Echinodermata; Echinoidea; Camarodonta; Strongylocentrotidae.